AUGGAACUAGUCACAACCCGACUCAAGGAAAGCUCCUACGUGGAAAUAGCAGGAAUAGGCCUCGUUACAUUCUCGGUGCUCUACGCAUGCAACAGAGCUCUCUCUCGUCCAAAAAGUAGAGUCGUGUAUCCACCAGGCCCACCCAAGGACCCUCUCAUCGGCAAUCUACGACAGUUCCCGAAAGAUAAUUGGUGGCCUAUCUUCAAUGAAUGGCAAAAAGAGUACGGGGAUAUCGUAUUCUUGGAUGUUCCUAUGCUUCCUUUUGUCAUUAUAAACUCCCUGGAUACGGCGCACGAGCUGUUAUCCAAGAGAGAGCGAAUAACACCUCAGGUCGGAAAAUUGGCUUUAUGUGCAGAGACCUGUACGAUGGGGUGGGGAUGGAGUUUUGGAGCUAGACCGGCUGACGCAACACAUCUCGCCAUGCGGAAAAUGUUUAGACAUGGAAUAGGACCCCAGCGUGUAGCGAGUCAUGAUGAUUUGAUCGAGCGCAUCUCUAUCUCCUCAUCGCCCGUUACAUGUGCACUGAUACGUUCUAGUUUAAUUGGGGAGAUCAUUGUCUCAAUGGCGUAUGGGCGACAAAUAUGGAAUGCUCAUGGACCGGACAUGGUUAAACUCAAUAUCGAGGCCAUGGACAUAUUGACCAAGAGUUUUACUCAGUUCUGGUUGGUCGAUAUCUUCAACUGGAGAAAGCUGGACCAUUCUUUGAUUAAUGACCUCUUGGAAGCAAAUGGGCCGUCCGGCAACAUUAGAGAUGGCAUGGGAAUUCUUUAUUUCAAUGUCGCACAAAAGGUACAAGAUGAAAUAGCGAGUGUUGUCGGAAAUGAAAGGCUACCGAAU
Acaulospora colombiana is the source of this 837-nucleotide messenger RNA. The record is from the annotation of a GenBank genome assembly. NCBI's taxonomy places the organism in Eukaryota, Fungi, Glomeromycota, Glomeromycetes, Diversisporales, Acaulosporaceae.